Molecule: messenger RNA, 1260 nt
Organism: Colletotrichum siamense
Lineage: Eukaryota; Fungi; Ascomycota; Sordariomycetes; Glomerellales; Glomerellaceae
Product: putative FAD-dependent monooxygenase
Exons: 2
Coding region: 1-1260 (419 amino acids)
Molecular function (GO): FAD binding
Source: RefSeq, a predicted model, not a curated record
AUGUCGAACUCCAACCCCCAUGUCCUCAUUGUCGGCGCCGGACUCAGCGGCCUGACACUUGCUCAGAUACUGCGCAAGAACAACAUCUCUUUCUCGAUCUUUGAGCGUGACAGCAGAUCUGACGCCAGAGCGCAAGGUUGGGCCAUUGCACUUCAUGGUCCCAUGCUGGCCGAAGUCUCUGCCUCGAUGCCUGCGGAUCUCGGACCCAUAGAGCAAACCAACCACCUGAGCCCUCUGGACCACAUCCCAGCCCAAUUUGUCUUCUACGAUGUCAGCAAGCCCGACUGGAGAGUUGGCGUCACAGACGAUGAGACCGGCAAAAUUGUCCGCGCGAACCGCCAGCGCCUGCGGGACUGGCUCCUCCAGCACCUGCACGUACAGUUCAACAAGCGCUUGGUGCGCGUAGAGGAACAAGACGACAAAGUUGUGGCGCACUUUGAGGAUGGCAGCUCCGAGACUGGCGACAUCCUCGUCGGGGCAGAGGGAAGCCGGAGCUUGGUGCGCAGACACAUUUUGGGCGGACAAGAGAUCAUGAAGCCGCUGCCUGUCGGGUCCUUGGUUGGUGAGAUCGAGUUGACUGGCGAUGAGCUCAAGCACCAGAUCGAGCUGGGCCACUCGGCUUACAUUGUCUUGGAUUCGACGCCGCAGAAUGAGGGACCGAGCCAGGUCAGCCUGUUCGCCGCCUUGAACAAAAUCAGCCCGGACAAGAAGACCGGGUAUUUCUACUUCAUUCUCCACUGGAUCGACGAGGAAGCAGCGAAGAGCACCGGGGACAAGCCGUUCUGGACUGUUACGGCGUCGCGGGAGGAGCUCAUGGCUUUUGCGAAGAGGUGCACCAAGCAGUAUCCCGACAAUUUGCGCGUACUUGUCGACAAGGUACCGGUCGAGAGAUACAGACAGCCCGGCAUUGUGCUGCAGAGCGUGGAGUUGACUGCUGAUCAGCUCCCCGCCGGGAGAAUCACUCUAGCUGGAGACGCCGCGCAUUCGAUGACACCAUUCCGAGGAGAGGCUGGCGUAUGCGCAAUCACGGAUGGCUUGAGACUGGGUUGCGCCAUUACCAGCAUCCGGGACGCUGGAGGAAAGAGUGAGGAUGUGGUCAAAUUCACCGCGGAGUAUCGCGACGAUAUGAUCACGAGGGGUGCUAAAGCCAUUCGCGUGUCUAACCCAGUGCUAGAAGACCAUGCAAAGGACGCCAAGUAUGAGUUCUAUACGUGUGGUAAGAAGGUGUUGCCUCUCGCUAAGGAAAGUGUUACGAUCUAA